Owenia fusiformis is the source of this 2108-nucleotide messenger RNA. The record is from the annotation of a GenBank genome assembly. NCBI's taxonomy places the organism in Eukaryota, Metazoa, Annelida, Polychaeta, Sabellida, Oweniidae.
GUCAAACGCGCAUGCGUAAUUGAAUAGUCAAAUCAACGAACGAAAUGAAUUUUGAGAAUAAAUUCCAAACAUGAUAUUUCCCUUUUUUUACAAGUUCAAAUCUAAGUAUAAUAAUAAUUAAUCAGAAUUCAAAAUUAAUAAAACAUUGUAUAAGGACAGCAUUUUCUUUGUUCUUUCAGAGACAACAAAAUGUUCUCGGAUUAGAAUAUAAUCUGUUCGUUUAAUUGGCGUAACAUCGACAAUCCAAAGUGCAAGAGACACAGGGUGAAAGUGCAAGUAAACAUGUCCUAGUUUAAGUUCCAAUUUUUCAACUUGAUCUAACUUAGACAGUUUGAGAGUCAGUAUAAGUGUCUACCAGGAGCCAUGGACCGUGCAAGAAUUCUAUUCGGACAUUUGAAUAGUGAACAUAAGGAAGAAACAGGACUUGAAUUGAAGACAGCUUCCCAUCAGAUUUCUGCAGAUGAUAUUGUUGUUGUCUCAGCAAAAAGAACACCCAUUUGUAAAGCAAAGAGAGGUUCAUUCAAGGACACAUUCAUAGAUGACCUACUUGCUGCUGCAUUUGACGGUGUGCUGAAAGAUGUCAACAUUGAUCCCAAAAUGAUAGGAGACAUCUGUGUAGGAAAUGUAAGCCAGCCAGGGGUAGGUGCCUUGAUGGCACGUAUGGCACAAUUCUAUGUAGGAAUUCCAGAGACUGUUCCUCUUAGUACUGUUAAUAGGCAAUGCUCAUCUGGACUGCAGGCAUUUAUGAACAUUGCUGGGGCUAUAAGGAAUGGUCAGUGUGAAAUAGGCCUUGCUGGAGGAGCUGAACAUAUGACUUCUACAGGUACAGGUAUGGGUGCAAUGAGUGAGUUGAAUCCAAAGGUUGGUGAGUUUGAUUUAGCAAGGGCAUGCCUUACACCUAUGGGUAUCACAUCCGAAAAUGUUGCAGAAAGAUAUGGCGUUACACGUGCAGUACAAGAUCAAAUGGCAAUGGAGUCCCAUGCUAAGGCAGCCAAGGCUUACAAACUUGGCUAUUAUAAAGAUGAAAUCAUUCCUGUUACCACCUCUAUCAAAGAUAAAGAAGGAAAUGAAAAGACAAUUACAGUUGACAAAGAUGAUGGUAUAAGAGAAGGAACAACAUUAGAAGUACUUGGAAAACUUAGAGCUGUCUUCAAACCUGAUGGAUCCACAACAGCCGGUAAUUCUAGUCAGACAAGUGACGGUGCAGCUGCUGUGCUUGUUGCUAAACGAUCAGCCGCAGCCAAGCAUAAGUUGCCCAUAUUAGGAGUGUUGCGAGGGUUUGCAGUCGUUGGAGUUGAUCCUGAAGUUAUGGGGAUUGGACCAGCUGAAGCUAUUCCAGUUGCUCUUAAAAAUGCAGGUGUCACUUUGAAUGACAUUGACAUAUUUGAGAUAAAUGAAGCAUUUGCCAGUCAAGCCAGUUAUUGUAGGGAUAAGCUAGGUAUUCCAAAUGAGAAACUCAACCCUAAAGGAGGCGCUAUAGCUAUUGGGCAUCCUUUGGGCUGCUCUGGGGCAAGAAUGAUUGCUACAUUACUUCAUGAAUUGAAGAGACGUGGAAAAAGGGGCUAUGGUGUUGUGUCUAUGUGUAUUGGAACAGGUAUGGGAGCAGCUGCAGUAUUUGAGUACACGGGAUAAUAGGCUCAUUUAACAUCCUUGCUUGAUGUUUGGCUCUCUGGACAGUAUUCAGACUCUGUGAGCAGCCAUGAUGUUCUCUAUGAUUAGAGAAGGAAGGACUUGCCAAUCAAUGUCUUAUGGCAUUGGAUUAUCCAGCUCUUUAAUUGAUGAAAUAAAAAAUCAAAUGAAAUAAUAUAUAUUUAUAAAUACAUUUCUUAGACUAAUAAAAUGAUAUGAAAUAAAACUAUAGAAUUGAGAAAUCAUCACUCACUGAACUUUUUUCGAAGACUGAAGGCAAUAUCUUCAUAAUGCUGGCCAUCAUUUUGGUUUGAUGAAACUUUUCUCCUACUUUACUGAUAUUAUUUUUAUUUUCUUAGCUACAGCUGUACACAACAUAUCAAAAAUCAUCACAUAAUAUAUAUUUUAAAUAGAUAUGGACAAAAACCGUUAUCCUUAUUAAGUCACCACAAUUUUAGUCUCCCAACUUUUUUGUGGAU